AUCAGAGCCUUAACAAAGGACUGCACGUCUGGAAGCUCAGCCAUUUUUUGUGCAAUAAAAGCAACAGGGCCGAAAUCUGUCCCCUCAGGGAACUAGCAGAAAGGCCCUUCUCCAGCCCAACCUGGAGAAAAGACAAGUUCCUGGCAACCUUAACUCUGUGCCAGGAAAAACCACACUCUUCACACCACAAUAAGUAGGUCCUCCACACCUUGUGGUAGAUACGCUGAGUAACUGGUUUACGAGCUUGAAUAAGAGUAUCAAUGACACUCUCAGAGAAACCUCUCUUGACUAAGACUAAGCAUUCAAUCUCCACACAGUCAGCCUCAGAGAAUCUAGAUUUUGAUGAACAAAUGGACCUUGUAUCAGCAGGUCUCUGGAACAAGUUGGCGCUCUCCAGAUGAGCAUGAAAGUGAACGAGAGGAGUAUGGUGCAUUAUGCAACAUGUGGCUCACCAGCCGACCGCACCGGCUACCUCUACAAGAGGGGACAGUGGAAUGUGGCCUACCAAAAACGAUGGUUUGUGCUGAAGGGUAACCUUCUCUUUUAUUUUGAGGAGCGCCAGAGCAGAGAGCCCGUAGGAGUUGUGAUACUGGAGGGCUACACCGUGGAGCUCUGCCAGUCUGAAGAGGAGUUUGCCUUUGCUGUGCGAUUUGAUGUGCAAGAUUCCCGAUCUUACAUUCUGGCUGCAGAAAGUCAGGAGGACAUGGAGAGCUGGGUGAAGGCUUUGUCUAGGGCGAGCUUUGACUACAUGAGGCUGGUGGUCAGGGAACUGGAGAGAGAACUGGAGGUGAUGCAGAAGUGUAGAGUACGUAAGACAAAGGGUCGACAAGUUGUAAGGGCCCGGACAACAGCUCGGGUUAAGUGGGAUAAUUUCAAGAUAUUGGAUUCUAACAAUGGUUUCAUUUAUCCAGAAAACUCCAGCAUGGACACACAUGCCAGAAGCGCUACAGGUACCACACCACCACCCUUGCCCCCUCGAAGACGGGGUGCAUUUUGGGUUGACCCAUUUGCCCCAGCCACCUCCAUCAUGGCAUCAGGAAGCCCAGUAUGCCCAGAGACUCUUUGUUUUACUAAACUGCAUGAGUAUUAUGGGAAAGAAAUUAGGGAGCUACGGAAAAAGUGGCAGGAAGAAAAUAUGAGCCAUGAGCAAAGACAAUAAGAAGGGGACAGCGGUGACAUGAUGGUCACUCACCUGUGUCUGGGAAUAUGUUUUCGUGGAUAUGGCUGUGAUUGUGCUACAAGCCUUUGUAACUGCGUGGUCCCCAAAAUGUCAAGCUGAACAUGUCAAAAGCUCAUUCAAAUGGAUGGCACCUGAUUUGUACCCCUCGCUGACUAGCCGCCAUGAUGUAACCUAUUGACAUUGAUUACAAUGAGCCAGGAAAAUAAGGGGAAGUUGUCACUACCCAUUAAAAACAAAUCAUUAAGGGACAGUCUAGUCAGAAUUUUUAUUGUUUAAAAAGAUAGAUAAUCCCUUUAUACCCAUUCCCCAGUUUUGCAUAACAAACACAGUUAUAUUGAUAUACUUUUUACCUCUGUUAUUACCCUGUAUCUAAGCCUCUGCAGACUGCCCCUUAUCUCAGUUAUAUUAAUAUACUUUUUACCUCUGUGAUUACCUUGUAGCUAAGCCUCUGCAGACUGCUCCUUAUCUCAGUUAUAUUAAUAUACUUUUUACCUCUGUGAUUACCUUGUAGCUAAGCCUCUGCAGACUGCCCCUUAUCUCAGUUAUAUUAAUAUACUUUUUACCUCUGUGAUUACCUUGUAUCUAAGCCUCUGCAGACUGCCCCCUUAUCUCAGUUAUAUUAAUAUACUUUUUUACCUCUGUGAUUACCCUGUAUCUAAGCCUCUGCAGACUGCCCCUUAUCUCAGUUAUAUUAAUAUACUUUUUACCUCUGUGAUUACCCUGUAUCUAAGCCUCUGCAAACUGCUCCUUAUCUCAGUUAUAUUAAUAUACUUUUUACCUCUGUGAUUACCCUGUAUCUAAGCCUCUGCAGACUGCUCAUUACCUCAGUUAUAUUAAUAUACUUUUUACCUCUGUGAUUACAUUGUAUCUAAGUCUCUGCAGACUGCCCCCUUCUUUCUUUUAAAAGACUAGCAUUUUAGCCAAUCAGUGCUGACUACUAAGUAACUCCAUGGGCAUGAGCACAGUGUUAUCUAUAUGGUACACAUGAACGUACGCCCUCUAGCUGUGAAAAACUGUCAAAUGCAUUUAGAUAAGAGGUGGACUUCAAGGGCUUAGAAAUUAGCAUAUGAGCCUACAAACUUUCAGCAAAGAAUACCAAGAGAGCCAAGCAAAUGUUAUGAUAAAAGUAAAUUGGAAAGUUGUUUAAAAUGACAUGGCCUAUCUGAAUCAUGACAGUUUAAUUUUGACUAGACUGUCCCUUUAAUCUGUUUUUUCUUACUAUCCCUUUAUUUUAUCAGUCACCAGAAUCAUGCUACCCUGCCACAGACCUGUGAGAACUUCUGAAUGGGAGUUUUAAUUCACAACUAUAUUACUCCAGCCCGGUGCCUCGUCCCUCUGAAAUUCCUGUAUAAGGAAAUCACUUUUUUAUUUGUACAAAACAAGCUGAAGUGAAAUAUAAAGUUACAAUUGGGCCCAUGACACUCCAUGGUGGGAUAGUGCAAGUGGCCGAUGACUUUUGGAUCUAUACUGCACAUACAAAGCAGCCAGAUGGGAUUAUAGACUUGAGUCUUAUGGACCUGCACCUCUGUAUUAUUAUUUUCUGCACUCCAAUACUUGUUUACAGGUCCUCCGUACCCCAGGACAUGGCGAGGGAUUAGUAGACGCUGCAGGCCCAGCUGAAAAAUGAAAUGCAUGUGUAAUAAGUAUUUAUAUAUUGUUACUUAGGACUGACAAUACAGCCACAAUGUGUGCUGUUGUAUGAUAUUAUAUUCUUUGUGUAAACCUAAAAUACGUCCCCACACUACA
Messenger RNA from Bombina bombina (fire-bellied toad), 2926 nucleotides. It is a transcript of the gene PHETA2, whose product is annotated as PH domain containing endocytic trafficking adaptor 2. The transcript has 2 exons. NCBI's taxonomy places the organism in Eukaryota, Metazoa, Chordata, Amphibia, Anura, Bombinatoridae. The record is from RefSeq and is a predicted model, not a curated record. Gene Ontology annotation, biological process: endosome organization; receptor recycling; retrograde transport, endosome to Golgi. Gene Ontology annotation, cellular component: recycling endosome; trans-Golgi network; early endosome. Bases 398 to 1159 code for a protein of 253 amino acids.